Molecule: messenger RNA, 1474 nt
Organism: Aspergillus wentii DTO 134E9
Lineage: Eukaryota; Fungi; Ascomycota; Eurotiomycetes; Eurotiales; Aspergillaceae
Exons: 8
Coding region: 1-1371 (456 amino acids)
Biological process (GO): transmembrane transport
Molecular function (GO): transmembrane transporter activity
Source: RefSeq, a predicted model, not a curated record
AUGACCUGGAUCUCCUGCUGCUCGACCGCGAUCGCUGGAUAUUCAGCGGGCGAGAUCAGUCCAGCAUCAGCCGAGCUGACCAAGAAAUGGGGGAUCAGUGAGGUUGUAUACAAUCUGGGCGUCACCGUCUUCUGCGUAGGCUUUGCUCUGGCUCCGAUGGUGCUGGCACCAUUUUCAGAAAUCAAUGGAAGGCGACCGGUGUUCAUCGGAAGUGGCAUUGUGUUUACCGCUUGUAUGGUGGCUUGUGGAGGAACACGUUCCUUUGCAGGGCUCCUCGUUGCCCGUCUAUUCCAGGGCGUCGGUGCAUCAUCAUUCGCCACCAUGGUAGGCGGCGUCAUCAGCGAUUUCUACGAAGCAGAGGAUCGAAACACGCCGAUGGCCAUGUUCUCUGGGGCUGCCAUCUUCGGCACUGGCCUCGCACCGCUGAUCUCGAGUGUCAUUGUCCACCACACCAACUGGCGCUGGAUCUACUAUUCCCAUGCCUUUGUGGCUGGUGCCUUUGUCAUUCUCAUCGUUCUCUGCUUCAAAGAGACGCGUGGCAGUGUUCUUCUCAGCAAGAAAGCCUAUGUCCUGAACCGAUACUACGAACGCCUCGAGAUGGCAGGGCACUUUGGCGUCAUCACCAAAGGCAAAGAAAUCCAGCGCAUCCGAUGGAAGGUUCAAAGCGACGAGGAUCGAAGCUCUCUCGUCCAGAUGGUUGGUGUCUCGUGCUACCGCCCUUUCCGCAUGCUCGUCACCGAACCAGUCGUCUUCUUCUUCUCGCUCUGGGCCGCCUUCAGCUGGGCUGUUCUCUAUCUGCAGUUCAGCUCUGUCCCGUUGGUGUUUCGCACUAAUCAUGGCUUCAACAUUCAGGAAAGCGGGGCGGUCUACACGGCAAUCUGUGUGGGAGUCAUCAUCAUCACCGUCGCCAGCAUCUACCAGGAGAAGGUUGCCGCUCACUUUGGGAUCCUGCCCAAAACAGCCGAGGCCAGACUGUACUUUGUCUGUGGAGAGGCAGUUCUCAUGCCCAUCGGCCUAUUCUGGUUUGGAUGGACUUCGUCUCCCUCGAUUCACUGGAUUGUGCCUACACUCGGCCUGGGAUGCGCCACGAUGGGCAUCUUCUCGGUGUAUCUGGCCGUGUUCAACUAUCUCGCUGAUACAUACCAUCGCUAUGCGAGCUCUGCCAUUGCCGCGCAGUCUUGCUGCCGGAAUCUGCUUGGUGGUGUCUUUCUGCUUGUUGCCAAUCCGAUGUUUAUCAAACUCGGCUUUCCUGGUGCGUCCAGUCUUCUUGGAGGGAUUGGCACUCUUCUUACCCUGGUUCCAUGGGUUUUGGUCUUGUAUGGACCACGAAUUCGCGCAAACAGUAAAUUAGCAAGCGAACUCGCUUGUUAAAAUAGAAGAUAAUAUAAUCGAUGGAGGAUAAUAAUUACUUCAUGUACUUUACUGGAUGUCACAUAGCCAUGUAUAGAACAAUUUAUAACAUGUUAACAAUACC